AUGAGUGGACGCGAGAGAAACGCCCAAGCUGGGCCCAGCGCACUUCGACACCCACCACAGAACCCAACUUCGUCCAGCUGGACGAUGUCACUCUUCGGUGGACGACAAGCCAAAUCCACCUCCAACAACCUCGGCUGGGGUCUACCGACAGCAUCGUCCGCAUCGUCCGCACGCAACCGCGAAGAGCGCGAAUCACUCAUCGGUCAACCCAGCGGCGACGACUUUGAUGACUCAGACGCCAUCUCUUUGCUCAGCAACAUUGCCGAUCGAGACUCUUCUCGUGGAGGUAGCGCUGCUGCACGACGUCGUGCACGUGCUAGGUCCAGAGCGCAAGGUCGAACUUGCGGAACCUUUUGGUUCGAUGUGGAGGACUGGAGCAGAUCUUUGUCUUGCGGGCUGCUCGGGAGAGGUCAGCGUGGAGAUGGUGCUGGUCCGGCUAGACAGAGGGCUGCAUCGAUCGGCAGUGUAAUGAGUCGUGGUGCCAGAAGGAACAAUGCGCCGUCGUCGGAGGAACAGGUGGUGGCGACGUCGAGACACUCGCGCUCGCACAGCAACGCGAGCACAGACAGCGCUGGCAGUCUCGCUGGCUCUGGGUUUGCAGAGAUCGAUGCUGAUGCAGGAAUGCUGGACGAUCGCGACAUUGCACGAUUUGGAACGCAACCAUCACCAACGGAAGAAUCCGAAACAGAAGCAGAGGCGGAAGCAGCCCGAGCGAAGGCGACAGCAGAGGAAGCACAAGCUCGAGCUGAAGCUGAAGCAGCUGACGUUCUCGCCGCAGCAGAACGUCAAAAGGCGCUCGAAGCAGAAUCCGCACGCCUACAAGCCGAAGCUGAAGCUGAAUCCCAGCGCCAGAAGGAAGAAGAGGUCCGAUUAGCAGCAGAGGAGGAAGCCGCCAUCGCCAAAGCUCGUCGCAGGGCCCAACGCAAAGCUGCCAAAGCUGGAUUGUUGCAGUUGCAGCAGGAGACGCAAGGGGCGCAGAGGUGGCGCACAGAGGCCGAGGCCGAAGCUGCGGCUGGAGGAUUCGCUUUCGCCGAUGCUGAGGGUGAUGAGUCGUACGAAGGCGGUGCACAGCAGCAGCAGCAGCAGCAGGAGCAGCAGCAAUUUCAGUAUCACGAUGCAGAGUACGGCUUGGAGGAGGAGCACGAGCAAUAUGGCGAUGCCGAAGAGGCCAGUGGGUACUAUGCGGGAACGGUGCAGGAGCAAGGGCCAGGAGGAGUGGUGCACCACCACCAUUACUAUCACUCUGCGCCGCCCGUCGUGGAAGAGGAGGAGUUCCACUAUCCCGCACCAGAACCGCAGGUCCACGAUGCAGACGCCUUCACCGAAGAUCGUCCGGAGCCUGCGACGACGGACAAAGUCUCUGAAGACGAAGCAGACAUCGCCGGGCUUUCGUUCGGCCGCAAGAAAUCGCGACGCAACCAAUCCGGCAGCGCCGGCUCUCGCAGCGGCAGCGGACUGCGACCGGCCCACACCACCGGCGGAUCCUCCUCCGGCGGCAGUGCAUCCGGUCUCCCACCCGCGAUCUCCGCAUCCUCCUCCUCCUCCUCCAGCCGUGCACCCUACCGCGAUCGUCCACGACGUCACGAACGCACCACCUCGAAAUCGUCCACCUCCUCCUCCGGCAUCUUCUCCGCCGUCCAUCCUGGCGCGGCGUCGACGGCAGCCACCAGCGUCACGUCGUCGGGCGCUACGCCGCUGCCGAACCUGUACGAGGCGCAGUCGGUGUAUCCCGCCGAGCAGGGUGCAGAUGUGGAACACGCGCAGUUCGGGAAACCCGAGGUAGACGCAAGCGAGUUCGGCGUCAUCACGGCCGGAAGUCAUAGGGGUGGCGCGGGGAGGGUCAAGAAGUCGUACAAGGAUAAGAGGCACCAGCCGGGGUCGCAGGAGGAGCACGAGGGCAAGUUCGAGGGCUUCCCUGGUUUCUGA
Pseudozyma hubeiensis SY62 is the source of this 1926-nucleotide messenger RNA. Its product is annotated as serine/threonine protein kinase. The coding region runs from base 1 to 1926 and encodes 641 amino acids. The record is from RefSeq and is a predicted model, not a curated record. The transcript has a single exon. NCBI's taxonomy places the organism in Eukaryota, Fungi, Basidiomycota, Ustilaginomycetes, Ustilaginales, Ustilaginaceae.